UUUCAAGGACAGUGGCGUCUUGUUUUGCACUUUAACGAAUGAUAUGAUGCACCGGCUAUUGCAGUUGCAGAGACGUUUCCUGAGCAGCAGCAAGAAUGCCCAAAAGGAGCAGCAAUGGAGUGUCAAACAGGUUACGAAGUCAAAUUUUCUGGAGUCGUUGGAGGAGAUACAGAAGCACAUUCAUGACUGCCAUUUCAUUACUGUUUCGUCGCAAAAGACCGGCGGCUUUUCCGCUCCAUGGCGUCGUGUGUUGCCAUUCGAUACCCCCGACAUGGCCUAUCUUAAGGCCAAGGAUGCCGCCGAGAGGUUUCAGCUUUUUCAGUUUGCUGUCUGCCCCUUCACUAUCGAGUCUUCCAAAGUCGUCGCUUACCCAUACAACUUUCAUUUGUUCCCUAGGGACGAGCUGAAUAUAGGGAUGCCAUCUUACAGCUUUUCAUGUCAAACAUCAUAUUUGAUGUCCAUGGCUCGGGAAGAUUUUGAUUUUAAUGCCUGUAUAUAUGAUGGCAUAUCAUACUUGUCCAGAGUACAAGAAUCCACUGCAAAAGAUCGAAUUGGAAAUCCAAUCUCUUCACAUCUAGUGAAAUCCUCUUCUACUUCAUCAGUUGCUGAUGUAGUUUUUGUAGAAAGGAUUAAAGCACGAGUUAGGCAUUGGAGGAAUGCUUGUAAAGAACCAAACAAGGGGACUGAUGAACUUCUUGUCAAAUCUUUGAGGAAACUUAUUUUAGGAGGUGAACUGUAUGGGUCAAGGCCAUGCAUGUCUAUAGAUGUUUGCAAUGCUCGUCAAGUGCAGCUUGUACUAGAGAUGUUGAGUGAGAUCUUUGAUGACCUCGUACCUUUAAUUAUCCCAGACAAGAGUGGUGGACCAAAGGCAGUACGAGUUGUAUUUACAAGUUCUCCAGAGGACAAAAAUCUUCUUGAGAAGGAGCUUGAAAAUAUUGAAGAGGAAUGGAACAAGCAAGUUCGUGGCUUUCGAGAAGUUAUUGACGUGCUAUCUGCUUCCCAGAAACCAAUUAUUGCCUUCGAUUGCCUUAAUGAAUUUACAUUUGUUCAUUCAAAAUUCAUUGCUCCUCUGCCUUCAAACCUGAAUGAGUUCAUGUGCUCCUUACGUUUGGUUUUUCCCUGUAUCCUGGAUGUCAACAAUUUGCUGAAAGAAAUUGGACCCGUAAGUAGGGCAAAAAAUUUGCCUGCAGCUAUGUCCUACUUGAAGAGACAGUUCUUUGUGCCUCUUGAUAUGGAGAUUCCACAUCAAGGCAUAUCAGCUGAAGAAAAUGAAAGAAAGAAGCAUGGACAUAAUGUGUUAAGAAUCACACAUUUGUUUGCUAAACUUGGCUCAAUACUGAAAAUAACUCAUGGUUCUUGCAAAACCAUGAAUGGUGAUAUAGAUAAAGUCAUGGAAGACCAUGGUAACAUAUUUUAUCCUUGCUGUUCCAGUCUCAAAGAACCAAUUGACAGAGACAUCUUGGUCUUUACAAAUAAAACAAGAAAAGUGAGCACAGAGGAUUUGGUUUUCUUGUGGGGAUUCAGGGUUGGGAUGACUGCUGGAGUGUUGAAGAAGAUCCUCUAUGCAUCUCAUGAUGUUUUCUCUGAAGAUUUUGAGGUCAAGUUAGUUGAUAAGAGCUGUGCUGUUGUAGUUUUCUGGACACCUGGUUUGGCUGAGGUGUUACUCAAGGUAAUCAGUUCAGGGGGAGUUGGUUCUAGUGCUUUGAUGGAUAUGAUUUCAGAAGGACUAAAAGCAGCUGGUUAUGAGGCUUACAAGAGAGUCUGCAGGAUGCGUUUAUGGGAGUUGCAUUUAGCUGACUCAUUAGACAAGGCAUUGUCAGAUGAGUACCCUCGUGACUGGGUAGCUAAUGCCAGAUCAGAACCCCUGGGGAUAUGCUGGAAUAACGAGUUUAUCAUUAAAUUGGAUGACCUGUGAGAAGCUAUUGAUUUUCAAUAUUUUUUAAAGUUUAUCAGAUAUGAUGCAAGGGUUCAUUGGCCGACAUGCCCGAAAAUCAUUCAUUGCUUAUGUUCAUUUGAGAGUAAUCAGGUGCUCUCUGUUCUGUCCAAGGUUGAAUCGUUGCAAUGACAACCCAUUCUGUUGUAAGUUUUGGCCAAAAAAUGUUAGCAAUCAAAAAAUUAGUAAUUCUUGAGGCCAAUGAAGAGGUUGGGUUUGUUGCGGAACUUCA
This is a messenger RNA of Nelumbo nucifera (sacred lotus), 2165 nucleotides long. RefSeq names its product Polynucleotidyl transferase, ribonuclease H-like superfamily protein. The record is from RefSeq and is a predicted model, not a curated record. Gene Ontology annotation, molecular function: 3'-5'-RNA exonuclease activity; RNA binding. NCBI's taxonomy places the organism in Eukaryota, Viridiplantae, Streptophyta, Magnoliopsida, Proteales, Nelumbonaceae.